This is a messenger RNA of Drosophila subpulchrella, 6554 nucleotides long. RefSeq lists its product as uncharacterized. NCBI's taxonomy places the organism in Eukaryota, Metazoa, Arthropoda, Insecta, Diptera, Drosophilidae. Gene Ontology annotation, molecular function: chromatin binding; RNA binding; histone binding. Gene Ontology annotation, cellular component: nucleolus; nucleoplasm; cytoplasm. Bases 311 to 3916 code for a protein of 1201 amino acids. The transcript is spliced from 4 exons. Gene Ontology annotation, biological process: chromatin remodeling. The record is from RefSeq and is a predicted model, not a curated record.
CGUUGGCCAGGCAGCAGGUCCUCUCAGCGGCUCCUGAAGAAUUCGCGUGAGCGUCGCAAACCUUCGAAUCCUUCGUGGCCGGCUUGCGAAUCGUAGUACUCUACGCGUAAUAUCGUUAUAAGAAACUGAGCCACACAGAGCCGGUUGGACUGUGUGUGGUUUUAUUUUUUUUUUGGCAGUGUAUUUUUUGGAAUCUUUGGCAUUGUGGGGUAGGAGAACCCACAUCUAAGUCUGCGUCCUGUACAGUUGCAAAUUCCCCGGCGAGCCGCGUGUCAUUUCCGCUUCCGUGUGCGUGCAAUUAGUGGGCGGCAUGGCGGCACCGAGCCGCCGAUACCGCAAAUGCUCCAAGACAAUGUCGCUGGUGGCACUGCUUUUGGGUCUCUCGGUGGCCCUGGCAGCCGGAAAUGACGCCAUUUCCGCACCACCGAAAGCGGGAAAGGAUCUGCAGCAGCGGCGGCAGCCGGACAUCGAAGAUGAUGGCGGAGCGCGACCAGAAAAGGACUUUGAUUUCGCCGCCUAUGUGAAUGAUUUCAAUUUGCAAGAAGAGGCCUCCAUUCCGGAGGACAUAUUUGACCAGCACGACGGCGACAUUGGGGAUGAGGACGCCGACUCGGCCCACAUUCAAUAUGCUCCAUCUGCUGCAGCUGCCAUCGGCGAGGAGGAAGAUGCCGCCGCCGCCGAAGAUGACGAGGAUGUGGGGCUGAUGGAGGAGGACGAGGAUGCAUCCGAGGCAGCUGAUAUCGUACUUGAAUCUCAAAGGCCCACUUCAAGGAAUUUCAGUGUUUACCUGGACGCUGAGAAAUACCAAAAUAACAAAAACCAGAAGCGUUCCAAGGAGAAGAAGAACAAUAUAAGCCACUACAACUACAAAUUGAAAAACAAUAAAGAGAACCGAAGGCUACCGAAGGAAGCUACUGCCGCUGCUGCUGCUUCUGGAAAAUCGGAAAAGAUGGAAACGCUUGUUCUCGGUGGCGGCGGGAAAUCCAAAUUCACUUCCGGCGAGGAGGACGACAACGCGAACUUUGGCAGGCAAAGUUUUUCGCAUAAAAAAUUAAAGAACAUGCACGAACAGCAACAAAGUCAACAGGAAAAGGAGAGAAAGCGGGGCGAUGAUGGUGAUUUACUAGGGGAAUACCCGCCAUCCCAGCUGUUUGAUGCUAUUGAAAUAUUAAAUGAACGAAAAUUUAAUAAGCCAUCGGUGGAAUCAAUGGACAAGUUACCGAAGAAGGAGCAGGAAAAGUCCAGACAGGUGGAUGAGGCCAUUGGUGAUAUCGAGGACAAUUUGGAUAAUGAUGAAGCAUUGCCCAACGAAAACGAGAACGAAAACGAAAACGACGAGGUCGAUGAAGAAGGCGACGACGAGGACAUUAAGUCGGCCAUUGACAAUGAUGAAUUGGCCAAAAAAUACCCAGUAGCCACAUCAGCAACCACCAAGGUCCCAAUCCCCACCACUUUGGCCACAACAGAAACCACUAGUAGCAGCAGCAGCAGCACCACCACAACAACAACACCAUCAACAUCAACCACUCCGACAACAGCAACACCAAGAACAUUGCCAACAAUUGGCCGCAAACUGAAGAGAAAUUUCCUUGGUCCAUCCCAGCCGGAAACCAGAUACUAUGGCAGCUAUGAUAUCGGAAGGAUUCGGGCAUCGGCGGUCCAAGAAGAGGAUGACAAUGAUGAUGAGGAAGAGGAGGAGAAUGAGCAGCAGGAUGUGGGCGAGUUGCACUACUAUGACACCAACAGCAAUCCCAGAAAGUUGGUCACUUUCGAUCCGGAAAAAAACGAGGAGAAUUACUUGGCCACUGAGAAGAAGCAACAGCAACAGCAGCAGCUGCAACAUGUUGUUGCACCGCAGCAACAUGCAACACGUUACGUGGACGAUGACUAUGCCGAACAGCAGCCGCCGGCGGAAAAGUCCAAGCCGGAAAAUCCCUGGGAGAAAUCCGCUGAAAAGCUGGAGGAGGAACAGGACCAGGAGCAACUGGAGGACGGCAAACUGGAAUCUGAUUCGGAAUCUGCAUUGCAGCGAUAUCAUGAGGCCACGCCCUCUGUCACCGCCUCCCCCUCGUCGGCCUUUGAGCGCUUUAAGGCGCUGCGAAGGAGUCGCCAGAGGACGGGGCACAAGAGCCACAAGAAGCGGUACAAGGACUACCUGAAGAGGCAUCCGAAGAUGGAAGCGACCGAGCCGCCGCCGGUGGAAAUCAAUAACCCAGCACCCACCAUCUCAGCCAGACACCUUCAAAAGUUGCAGAAGGAGCGGGAACGAUCCACGCACUCGGCACCGAUCUUUGCCCUGGGAUUGCGACCCCAGCGACCUUUGCCCGCCACUGGCAAGCCCUUCUACGAGGGUCAGGUCAACUACUACGACAACCAGCCCCCGUUGGAUGUGGAUCUCAAGCACCACACGGAAAUGGAGCGCCUGAUUGCCCACGAUAAUGGCAAUUGGUAUCGUCGCAUCAGUCCGGUUCUGAGGAAUGGCAUCAAGAGUGACCCGCCGCUGAAGGAGCACCACCACAGGGAUGGUCACCUGGGUCAACUGGGUCACCUGGGUCACCAGCAGCAGCAGCAGCAGCAUCCGCAUCAGCAGCACCACCACCACCACCAUCAUCAUCAUCAUCACCAGAGUCACAAUCACCAUCACCACAAGUCCACACAUCUGAGACCUCGACCCAGCAAUCCCUAUCAGAGGAAGGCUCCUGCGAUGGGCAGUCCACCAGUAGUGGCAGCAGCAGCAGUACCACCACCACCGCCACCACCACCCACUCCACCAUUGCCACCGCCGAAACCCCAGCUGGGCCAUCAGAUCACCGAGCUGGAGCAUCUCGAGCGUUACUACGCCAAGUGGCCCCAUCUAGCCAGGGUGCAGUUCCAGGUCUACGAUGAGCACUACCGCGAAUCGCAUCCCGAACUGUAUGCCGACUACGAGGACGACUACGAGAGUGCCGCCGAGCUGGAGGAGGCCCAGCAGGAGCGCGGCGAGGAGGCCAACCUGCCGCCCUACAUCAAGAAGUACAACAGGCGAAACAAGCAACUGCUCAAUCUUCUCGAGGGCACCCUGCCCACACCCACCAUGAAUCCCGGCCAGAAUUCUCUGGGCAGCACCGAAAGUAUACGGCUGGAUGAUGAGUAUCUCAAGGAGAAGAGGCGUCGCUACCAUCAGCAUCAGCGUUUCGAGGAUUUGUUUGCCCAGCAAAGGAGUCGUUUUAGUAGUACGGCUGCCCCGCCAAAAGCGGAGGUUACCCCGGCCCAAAAGGAUCCAUAUCCAGAUCCAGUUCCAGUGACUUCGACAUCGCCACCGCCCAGCAAUCAGUUGCCCGAGGAAGAUGCCCCUGUGGCCUCUGGCGAGAUGGCUUCCGGCGAUCCUGCACCCGAAACCCUCGACUUUUGGCAACGCGAAAUGGCCAGGAAGGUGGGCGGUUCAGCCGCAUCCGCAUCCACAUCAACCACGCCGAAGCCAGCGCUCUACAAGCUACCAUCCUAUCCAGCCAUCGCGGGCAGCUUUCUGGGCACACCGCGCAGUCGCAGCCGGAGUGCACAGUUUGUGGCCAAUGUGGCUGGAAGGGGUCAAAGUAGUUGGCCCCGUUUGGAGACGGGUAAUUCCACGGAGAAGCCAGCCGGCGGGGGAAGCACCGCCGAAGGGGGCGGAGGUGGAUCAGGUGGAUCGGGAGGAUCAGGAGGAGGAACCUCCGGAGCUGGAGGUGGUCGGGGAGAUCCCUCGCCCCUCAACUCCUUUGUCUACCAUCGCGUGAUCGAUGGCAUCGGCCUGGGCGGAGGAGCAAGUGCAUCCGGCCUGGGCAGCAGUAGAGGCAAGCAGUCCCGUCUGCCAUUCGUGGCCAUCACGGAUCGACGGCUGGAGAAAUCGCUGGCGGAGCGACACAAAGACUUUGAGCAGAAUCACUUUCCGAUGCCUUAAGCCGCGAAUUUGUGCAGCAGUGGAAAAGCUGGAAAAGCUGAAAAUGGAGAAGUAGCAGAAGAGCAAGGGUAAAGGAAAAUUAACGAUGAGUUGGUAGCAACGGGUGGCAAGGGGAUUUGUCGGGAAUAUAUAUUUAAAAAAAAAAAUUGAAGAACUAACAAAAGUCCAUGUGAAACCAAGUCAAAGAGCUUCUUAAAUAAUGCUCUUGAAAAUUUUUACAAACUUAGUUUGAAACAUUUUCCAAAAAAAAUAAAGAUUGGAUUAAAAUCCUAUUACAAAAGUGUUUUAAGCAUUUUACACUUAAAAAUAUAUACAUGGUCAAUUUGGAAAAUAAAACCUGUUAAAUUGACAAUAGAAUACUGAAACAAUAAUAAUCCAACGUAUUUUUGAUUGCAUCUUAAGGGAAAAAAAAAUUAUUAAAAUUUGUCUAUACUUUAAAAAUUGAGUUGUCAACUUUCGACUGAUAUUAUAAAAGGUAUGAAGAAAAACUUUCCUAAAUUUUUUUUUUUUUUUUUUUAUGAAACCUUUUAGACAAUUUUCGAGCCACAAUAAACCGAUGCCAGCCAGAUUCUUACCCCUUUUCAACAGAUAUAUUUGUAAAAUUCCCAUUCCCCUUUCCAGACAUGUUACCAACUCAAAAUCUAAACAUAAUUCUAGUACUAUAUUAUAGUCGCCGCUUUCGGAUGUAUUAUUUUUGGUCUUUUAUGUUCUUCAAGGGACGAAAAAGGAAGCGAAUCUAAGGAUAUAGAGAUAAUUGUCGAAAACGAUUUUUUUUGUGUGGUGAAUAUAUAAAAAACAUUCAACGAUAAACGUUAGAAAAAGUAAAUGAUAAAAUAAAGAAAAAAAGCAAAAAAAAAAAAAAAAAAUGAAAAUGUAAAACUAAAGUUAAGCGAAAGUAUUUUUUUUGUGUAUAAAUAGCGAAAAACACCUGUAGACACACACACAAACACAUACAUAUAUACGAGAACACACACACAGUCACUCAAAGAGCUGUUAGGAAUCAAAAAGUGAUAACCGAAAAAAAUAUGUUGAUUUUGCGCCUUGGUUUCGAUUGGAUUUCAUUUAGUUUUAGAAGGCAUUGCUUCUGAGUGUAAAGUAGCUGAAUAUUAGAAGAAAUUGUUAAAAAAAAAGAGCCUCUCCAAUAGUGCCGCCAGCAAAAAAAAAGGUUAACCAGGCAGAAAAGACAGAAAAUAUGUUUAAUUUUAAAAUUUUUUAUUAUUCUACCUAUUAUUAUUAUAUUUUUUGCUGGACCCCAAGCUAUAUUUAAGUAUUUUUUUUUUACAAAAUUAAAGGAAAAAUCUUUUGGAAUAAAGAAAAAAAAUGGCAGCACUAUUCUCCACGCACAAACACAUGAAAGCUUUCCUCGUCGCCCUUGCACGCAAAAUCCAUCGAAAUAGGUUUCAAAAUUAAACGAAAAACAAUGAAAACAAAGUUAAGGAAAAACGAAAUUGAGCAGAAGACGACGGAGAACAAUGUUGCACAAAACUUAAAAAUUAUUCAAUUAGCCAGAACAAAGCAAAGAAUAAGUUUUAGUGGUUAAAGAAAAGCAAACGAACAGAAACCAAUGUUUAAAAAAAAAACAACAUAUCAAGACGAAAGAAAGACAAUUAUAGAUGUUAAAAUGUUUGCUUCGGACUGGAAGUUAGGAAAAUUGAAUAUUGGGAAAUUUAAGUUUAUAAUUUAGAUUUUAUUUCGUUAAACCAAAGUGUUUAAGCAUUAUAUUUUGGAAAAUUAAAGAAUAUUUUUAGAGGCACUUUCUGGUGAAUUAAAAAAUUACUAACCUUAAACCAUAGACAUUUCAAAACUUUUAUUUUAAAUUGUACAACAUUUUCAAAAUUUCCCACAAUUUUAAGGUUUUGACAGUCUGAAGCGAAUAUUACACACACAAAGUUGAUUCAUACAGACAACAUUAAAAAGGGCAAUGAAAGUGCAACACGGAGAGGAUGAAAAACUCUGGAAAAUUCCCUCAAAAAUAAGUCGAAAACUUAAGAAAUGAAAAAUACUUUGUGUAGAAAAAUAAAAGAAAGCAGAACAAAAACAAAAAAAAUGCAUUCCCGCAGCUUAAGCCGAAUUACGAGUUUAUACACACGCACACUGACACAAAGUAUGUGAGCGGAAAUGAAAAUUUCAUAAGCAAGACGGAUAAAGCGGAAGUGAAAGAGAAGGGGAGCGAAUGCAAUGCGGUGUAAUUAACAUAUCAAAAGCGAAACGUGAAGGGGAUAAAAUGGCAAAAGCGCCAGGCAAUUAAAACUAAGCGCAGUGGCAAAAAUAUUUCUCAAACUGGAUUCAUAAAAAGUAAUUUCUUCAUCUUUUUUUUUGAUUUGAUUUGAUAAAAAAGCUUCUUAGUGGCCUAACUUUAAAAUUUAAAAUGUAAACUCUUUAAGUUGAAGUGAAAACGAGAUCAGAAAUGUUCGCUGUUUGUUUGUUGUACAAUUUAAUUGGAAUUUGAGUUGAAAUAAAAAAAAAACAGGAAACAGGCAGUCGAAAUGGAAAGACCUUCAAAGGUAUCAGCGUAUUAAAAAAAAAAAAAUGAAAGACACAACACGGAAAACAACCCAACACAUACAUGUAUACACAUCUCAUUAUGUGGUAACAUUUUAAUGGAAUGAAAUUCAAUAAAGCAACAAUUUAUUAUUUA